This is a messenger RNA of Rhododendron vialii, 1418 nucleotides long. Its product is annotated as hyoscyamine 6-dioxygenase-like. The transcript is spliced from 4 exons. NCBI's taxonomy places the organism in Eukaryota, Viridiplantae, Streptophyta, Magnoliopsida, Ericales, Ericaceae. The record is from RefSeq and is a predicted model, not a curated record. The coding region runs from base 155 to 1201 and encodes 348 amino acids.
CUACCAAUAAGCAUUCUUGACCUGACUUAUCAUUCUUGUCACGAUUCACGAACAAUAAUGCUAGCUAGCCCACUAUAAAACUCUGUCUGAACCACCAUUGCCUCUUCCCUUCAAAGCUUGUUUUCCUUUGAAAUGAUUCAGUAGUAAAAAAAACAUGUCGACUCUUCUUCUUUCAAGUUGGUCUAGGGAGGUUCAGUCCGUGCCAGCAAAUUAUGUGUUCCCGAAGGACAAAAGGCCCGGUGGUGACAUUGAAGUGCCGGUGUGCAAGGAUCUUCCCGUCAUUGAUCUAUCACAAUUGGAUGGUAUUGAUCAUCGCAUCAAAAUAGUUCGGCAAAUCAUGAAAGCUAACCGGGAUUUUGGAAUGUUUCAGGUGAUUAACCAUGGUGUAUCUGAAGAACUAGUGGAUGAAACGAUGACUCUGUUCAAGGAGUUCUUCAACAUGCCUACAGAGGACAAUGCUAUGUAUUAUUCGGAGGAUGGAACUAAGGGUUUUAGGCUCUACACAAGCACAAUGAAUUACAUCAAGGAUGGGGUUAACACCUGGAAAGAUUCAGUGAAACACAAUAUUUGUCAGCCUUUAGAGGAUAACAUCCAAUCUUGGCCUGAAAACCCACCAAGAUAUCGGGAGCUGGUUGGGGCGUAUUCAGUGGAAGUGAGGAAGUUAAGCUCAAGGAUUUUGGAUCUGAUUUGUGAAGGGCUGGGGGUUGAAUUGGGGUACUUUGGCCGGAAUGAGCUGAGCAAAAGCCAGUCAUUGAUAGUCCACCAUUACCCACCAUGUCCGGACCCAAGUUUGGUUUUGGGAGUUUGCGGUCACACUGAUGUAAAUCUCUUAACCUUGCUUCAGCAGGAUAUUUGUGGGCUUCAGAUUUUCAAGGAUGGGCAGUGGCUUGGGGUUGAACCAAUUCCUCAUGCAUUUGUUAUCAACAUAUCUGACCAACUUGAGAUUAUCAGCAAUGGAAAGUUAAGAAGUGCUCUUCACAGAGUGGUGACGAACACCAGUGUUGCUCGGACAUCCUUGAACACUUUUAUCGGUCCAUCUCUAGAAUCCAUCAUAGAACCUGAAAAAGCGCUUGUCAGUGCAUCCGAACCCCAGAUGUUCAAGUCCUUUCGGUUCAAGGAGUACCGUGAUAUCAACACGGCCAAUCUUCGUGAGGCUAAAGGUACUAGAACACUAGAGGCUUAUAAGCUCGAUCUAGUGUAAAAUAAAUGGUAUAACCUAGUCUUCUACUGUAAUAAACUGUAUGGCUACAUGUCCAAAAUAAAACAUGAUCAGUAUGGUGGAAGGACUCAUCCGAUUUCUUGUUAAAAGUGAUUCAAUUGAAUUGAGAUGGUAUAGACAUUUGUAAAAAAAUCGCCAUAAGGGUUUGAUAGACUUCUGUAACAUAUUGCAAUGAGAUGUCAUUUUGUUUUGUUAACUG